This is a messenger RNA of Pyrus x bretschneideri (Chinese white pear), 3355 nucleotides long. Its product is annotated as protein BREAST CANCER SUSCEPTIBILITY 1 homolog. The transcript is spliced from 15 exons. Lineage: Eukaryota; Viridiplantae; Streptophyta; Magnoliopsida; Rosales; Rosaceae. The record is from RefSeq and is a predicted model, not a curated record. Gene Ontology annotation, cellular component: BRCA1-BARD1 complex; plasma membrane; BRCA1-A complex. Gene Ontology annotation, molecular function: ubiquitin-protein transferase activity. The coding region runs from base 99 to 3203 and encodes 1034 amino acids. Gene Ontology annotation, biological process: negative regulation of fatty acid biosynthetic process; double-strand break repair via homologous recombination; positive regulation of transcription by RNA polymerase II.
UCGAAACGAAGCUUCAUCUUCCUCAGCAUAUAAAAAGAAGGUUAGAUCUCCCGCUGCGUUCAAUCAAUCUCUCUGAUCAAAGCAAAUAGCAAAGGAAAAUGGAGACUCCUCCGCCCCACCUCGAGAAAAUGGGCAGAGAACUCAAGUGCCCCAUCUGUUUGAGUCUACUGAGUUCUGCGGUUUCACUCAAUUGCAAUCAUCUCUUCUGCAACGCUUGCAUUGUGAAGUCGAUGAAAUCGGGUUCCAAUUGUCCUGUUUGUAAAAUUCCAUAUCGGCGUAGGGAGGUUCGCCCGGCUCCUCACAUGGAUAAUUUGGUUAGUAUUUACAAGAGCAUGGAAGAUGCUUCGGGAAUUAAUAUAUUUGUCACUCAGAAUGCACCCUCAACUAAAUCAUCAGAGGAGAUACGAUGCAGCACAACAGUACUGUUGAAUUACGGAAAACAGCAAGCUGAAGAUGAUUUUAGCCAUGGCGAGCAUGAUCUUCCCGAGUUUCAGGAUAGAGCACAGAAACAGAAAACCAUAAGAGGAAAAGGAUCCAGGAAUGCUAAGGCCAACCUGAAAAGUUCUGGUUCUAUUUCAAUCAAACCUUCAUUUCCAAACAAGAAAAGGGUUCAGGUUCCACAGUGUCCUAUUUCAGAAACCCCAACUCGCCAUCAAAAGUUAGAAGGUGAUUUAAUGGCUGAUCGAGCUAAGCAGAGUUCAAAAACACUAAAGGAGAAGCCUGUUCUAAAUGAAAAGGGAGAACCGGUGCUGUCACCUUUCUUUUGGUUGAAUGACAAAGAUGUAGAAAGUUUGAGUCAGUUUUCUGUCGGUGAUCAACUUACCGAUCUUCCAUCUCCAAAUGUUCCCGCAUUCAGUGAUAUCAAAGACUCAGAUGAUGAAAACUCUGUUAGAUUGACCCAACCGGGGGAAGUGCACGGUACAUCUUCUCAUGCUGCAGAUUUAUUUGAUAGUGAGAUUUUUGAAUGGACACAAAUACCUUGCUCUCCUGAACUCUUCCCAAGUCCUCCUAAGAUGCAGGUUGGAGAGGAUGACAACGAUAGAGUUCAAUUGAAGGAAUUAAAAGAAGUUUCACAAAACAAGAAAUCAGUUGAGCUUUCUGCUAAAAGUGCAAGGUCUAAAAGAAACAAAAAAAGUACUGGAAAUAUGGAUUUUCUGCCAGAUCUUCCAGCUGCUGGAACUAAAGCUGUUACUAAUGAAUCUGACAAGCGAGGUAGGAAGGCAAAGAAUCUCACCAAAAGAAAGUGUGCUACAAGACAUACAGAUCCAGGAACAGAUAUUAAUGCCACUUUGAAGGGAUCUGAGGUAUUUUAUGAAGGACAAGCAUGUGAGAAUUACGGUAGUUCUUUGGCCAAGUCUCGCAAAAGAAGUAAGAAGGAACAUUCAUCUGUUGUUGUAACCAAGCCCACAUCUGAAAAUGUUCAUGUCCUCUCUACCAGAGCUGAUAGUCGAAUUAAUGGUGAAGAAAAUGGGAUAACUGCAUCACCUACUUCAUUGGGAAAGAAUGCAGGCGGUGAUGAACCGUCCAGUAAGAAAGCUGGAAAAAUGUGUAGGGAGGUCAAUGACAAGAACAAGAUUGACCGCCCAGUGAGGUCAAAAAAACAAAAGAUGGUCUCCAUGCAAAAGACAAUGCUUGAGGCAUCAGAAAUACAGAAGCAAGCAAAUAAGGAUACUCCUACUGAGUUGUCUCUUAUAAAUCUUCCUACAGAUGAUAACCAGAAAGCCUCCGAAUCCUGGACUAAUUCCAGAAAACUUGCUAGAAAAGCCAAGUUGGGUGAUCAAGAGCUGAAAAGGAACAAAAAGGUGAAAGUUUCUUCUGAUGACAACUCAAGGGACGAUACUUCUGUUGGGAUUGGAGAAGGUCAUGGGCAUGUUAAUGAAAAUGGAAAUCAACCUGCUGAGAAGAGCAAGGGAAAUUGUAAUGUUACAACUAAUCAGUCACCAGUGCAGAAGCUUCCUUCAUUGACAAAGAAUGUGGUCUUGAAGAGAUGUGAAGCCAUUCCUAGUAAAAUACAAUGUGCUUUCUGUCUUUCAUCAGAAGAAUCAGAGGCUUCUGGAGAGAUAGGUCACUACUAUAAUGGCAAGCCUGUCGCUGCGGAUCACAAUGGAGGACUCAAGGUUAUACAUGCACACAGGAUCUGCGCUGAAUGGGCUCCCAAUGUCUACUUUGAAGAAGAUACUGCUAUUAAUCUUGAAGCUGAAUUAACUAGGAGUCGUAAAAUUAAAUGUUCUUGCUGCGCAAUUAAAGGAGCAGCUCUUGGGUGCUAUGAGAAGAGUUGUUGUAGGAGCUUUCAUGUAACCUGUGCAAAGUUGAUGCCUCAAUGUCGAUGGGAUACUGACAAUUUUGUUAUGUUAUGCCCUCUUCAUGCCUCCUUGAAGUUGCCAAAUGAAAGUCCUGAAUCUCAAGCAACGAGGAAGAAAAGCAAUCCUAAAAAACAACCUAAUGUUGAAUGUCCUAAAGUUGCUGCUAAACAACACAGCAAUAACCCUCCAGAUCAGAAGUUUUGUGGACCGUCCAAGAAAUUGGUUCUUUGUUGUUCAUCCCUCACAAAUGCAGAGAGGGAGUCUGUCUCUGGAUUUGAAAGAUUAUCUGGACUUACGGUUUUGAAGAAUUGGGAUUCUAAUGUUACACAUGUUAUUGCGUCGACAGAUGAAAAUGGAGCAUGCAGAAGGACCCUCAAAGUUUUGAUGGGUAUCUUGGAGGGGAAGUGGAUCCUGAAUGUGGAGUGGAUUAAUGCUUGCACAGAGGCCAUGAAACUAGUUGAUGAGGAGCCUUAUGAAAUCAACAUCGACAUUUAUGGAAUCAGGGAUGGUCCUCGACUUGGUAGACUAAGGCCGCAGAACAAGCAACCAAAGCUUUUUGAUGGAUUCAAGUUUUACUUCAUGGGAGACUUUAAGCCUUCAUACAAGGGGUAUCUACAAGACCUUGUAAUAGCUGCUGGAGGAACGAUUCUGCAAAGAAAGCCUGUUCCAGAGGGCCCAAAAGCCUUGUCAGCCGGUUCCCCCAAAUGUCAAACCUACAUAAUUUACAGCCUUGAGCUACCCGAUCAAUGUCAUCGUAGCAAGAAGAGUACCAUUUUCAGCACUAGGCAGGCUGAUGCAAAGGCUUUGGCCAGUUCCGCUGGAGCCAUGGCAGUGAGCAAUUCAUGGGUUUUAAACUCCAUUGCUGCCUGCAAGUUACAAAAUCUUUCUGAUUUCGAAUAGUAUACAUACUGCAGAAGUCCUGUAAAUGUUUAGAACUUCUCCAGAAUCCAGUUCUUAUUUCAAUUUAGUUACUUUGUGGUUCUGUUAAACUGUAAACAUAAAUGAUUAUGUAAUACUUCGUUGCUUCCAAUCAAUUUUGGCUUUCAAUCCUU